AAUUCACAUUGAUUCACCGUCUCUAUGUUCAAGCGGUGUAUCCAGGGCCUUCUGCUUCGUUGUGUCGGAUUGCGUUAGCGAAAGCACCACCGCGGUCACAUAAUUUAGUACUUUUAACAUAUGAGGGGAGUAAUAAUGUCUUGGCGGGCAUGAUGGCUGUACUACUCCAAGCCCCGCACGUAGUGAACAAAAGUGCCGCAACAAGCUAAAAAGUACGUACUCUUUUUCCCCAACCACGAUGACUUCUCAAACAAACUCAAACUCAUUCAGCAUUGUCAACGUUCCAGACGUUCACUUACGUCUAAGAGGCCACGAGGAGACGGGCACACUCUCACUCGAGUGUGUGGAUACCACAGCCCUUUCCGCCACGCCUCAACAAGCAGGUCUAACCGAAGAUACCAAUAAUCGAUCUGUAUACUUGGUCCUACACCUCAACGAACACGCCUUUCCUCUCGAACCGGUCACUCCUAUCAAUCUCAUCAUUUACCAAGAUGGCAGACGGGCUUACAGCUUCAAUUUCAACAAUGCACCCGUCACACUAACCAUCCCAGGAUCCUUUCCCCAUACCUUGACGCGAAAUGUAGCCGAGGAUAUCGAGAACUUUGAUCACAUCCUCACUCAAUACGCCGAUUUCCGUUGGGAAUCUCAGGGUUCUGCACUGCCGGAUAACGAUGAAUCCGCGGUUCCGACCUACGAAGCUGGACCUGCUCCUGCCACGAGGGUAGAGGAGGGGAAGCGUGUACCCAACCCUGAGUUGCGAGGUACCCUCGUGUUGAUGGACGAAGCUAGCGGCGAAGUUGUCGCAGAGGUCCCAGAGAGGCUAGGUGUCUCCAUCAAGGAGGACCCUUCGGUCUCGGGCGCGAGCAGGGAUGGAGCAAGUGCAGGGCCAGUUGUAUUGGAGCUCCCGCCGGAUGUGUAUGAUGUGUAUACGGGUGCGAAGGAUGCGAAGGACGUUAGAGAAGAAGAUUUGCUUGAAGCGAGAGAAAUAUUUGUGACUGCGAUUCCGCCAGAGGAGCAGGAUUGGAUAACGAAGAGUGCCAAUCUAGUUAGUUAUGCUAUCUCAACCUCCACGUCCCUCCUCGCAACAGGCCUAACCACCGCGUCCAAAUACUAUAUCGGACAUUCCAAAGCAUAUACUCCCCCCGCCAGCUCACCGACGUCCACACCAGGCGUGACAACUCCUCCUACACCGCAUCCAUACCUCAGUCGUGCACACGCAUGGACAAGUCAGGCUGCUCGCGCAAGUGCACGUACUGGCGAACUCGUCGAGGGUAUCAUCAGAAGUGCCGUCGGAAACAAGAACGCCCCCAGCAGUAACAAACCUUCAUCGCUUCACCAAUCUCCAACAUCAACGCCUCCACGAAUCAGUUCCCCUGGGUACAAAGUGUACACGCCCAAAUCAAGGGCGACGACACCUGCAGGCCUUGCACCACCUUUGCCACCACGAACGUUGAGUGCGGGUGGUAGUAGAUCGCCUGCAGGCAGUAGACCUACUUCCCCUAGACCGAAGACGACACAGCCAGAACAGCCACACAAACCUCUGAAAACCACUCAUAAGAUAGCGCUGUCGGCGAAUUUGGUGUUGGCUACUAUAGACGACUCAGCAAAUAGGUUGUUUGAAGCUGGGAGUCAGAACCUGAGUGCUGUCGUUGGUCACAAGUACGGUCCGCAGGCAGGACACAAUACUCAUUCAGCCACUCAAACUGCGAAGAACGUCACCUUAGUUUACAUUGACAUGAAGGGCUUCGCAAGGAAGGCUUUGAUUAGGAAAGCCGGAACGGAGUGGGUGAAGGGGAGAGUUGGGAGUCCGAAAACUUCCCCUGCUGUAGCAGGAAAGUCUUCAUGAAGCGAACGAUCUGGGUCUUAACUCGGAGAGGUUUCGGACUGUUGAAGGACAUAUACCACUUUAAGAACAUUUUGUACAAUAGAAUGACAAAAUGUACAACACAGCUGACAUGGGUAUCCUCCGAUGUGAAUGUUCGGUGAACAUCGUCGUAAGUAUUGCGCGAGAAGAAGGUACAGGAUAAACUGUCUUUCUUCUACAACAGAACAAUCUCUGGGGG
Molecule: messenger RNA, 2063 nt
Organism: Somion occarium
Lineage: Eukaryota; Fungi; Basidiomycota; Agaricomycetes; Polyporales; Cerrenaceae
Source: the annotation of a GenBank genome assembly